AUGACCUGCUACAAGCUCGUCACGGCCGAGUUCAAGUGGUUCGGACUCCAGAGUAAAGUAGAAAAUGUCAUCCAAAAAUCAGAACGGCGGUUGUUCACCAUUUUCCACAGGCAAGUGUUCUGCUCUAUGGACGACUGGUACGGCAUGACGAUGGCCGACAUCCGAGCCAUCGAGGACCGCACGAAGGAGGAGCUGGAACGACUGCGGCGCGAGGGUGAAGUGCGUGGGAUGCGCGCCGAAAACGAGUAAACACCCCGCUCUCCCCUCGGGACGAAUGUGUGAACGGUACGAGCCCUGCAGAACGUUGUUUGAUUGUUACACUUUUAUUCUUAGGCCCAGAAUUAGGCCCGGUGAAACGCAACUGCAACGAAACUGCAACUUUCUGAUGAAUGAAACUGAAAGUUUCAAACUGGUCGCGUCGUGUGUGGUCUCUCAACGGACGCUAUCGCAGAAACUUAGUUGCAACUCAAAAGUAACUAGCAGUUGCAGUUUCGUUGCAGUUGCGUUUCACCGUCUGUUCGGAGCCUUAAGGUCUUUAAGAGCGGUACGGAACGUGGAUCUCUUCACUGUCGCUAAGAUCCUGAGGGCUUAGUGUGAGUUUAUAUCAAACGUCGUCACUAGCGAGCGUAUUAAAAAAAUAUAUGAAGAUUUUAGUUCUUGAACGUUUCCGCUAGGGGCGCUGUACGAUCCGUCAUACAUUUAAUGUCACUAUUUACGCAGUCGACAUCGGAUGCGUUUGACGUAAACUCCACACUACGCCCCCUUAGCUAGAAUACGGAUAUCACGUCGCUUACAGCGUAAACGAUAGAUUAAAGAAAAGGUAUACCUUUUUCAGUGAUAGAAAAGAUUUGGACGCGUAUUCAGAAUUGGUACUGUUUGUCAUAUUAUUUUGAAAUAAUGGCCAAAGUUUUGCAUCGAGUUGUGAGGUUUUCUGAAGUGUAAUUUGAUGAGCCAUAUAAAUUUAAAAAAUCUACUAAUUUGGCAAGUGGAUAAAAGUUUAACUACUGAUGUUUGUUAUUAUUAUUUUUCUGAGAAUCUACAGUCAAGAGAUCGAUACGAAGUUUCAGCUCGGGAGAAGGGCCUUUUUGCAAUGAGAAAAAAGUAUACGUUCACAUUUUUGUCCUGUACCCAAUGAGUUGUGCGCAUACGUCGCAUAGGUUGAGUCAUGGGCGUAACUAGAAAUUUAGUUGAAUUCUGUCUUCCUUAAAAUAAAUAACGUGAGCAAGAUUAUUAAUA
This is a messenger RNA of Ostrinia furnacalis (Asian corn borer), 1236 nucleotides long. RefSeq names its product phosphatidylinositol transfer protein beta isoform-like. NCBI's taxonomy places the organism in Eukaryota, Metazoa, Arthropoda, Insecta, Lepidoptera, Crambidae. Gene Ontology annotation, biological process: phospholipid transport. The record is from RefSeq and is a predicted model, not a curated record. Gene Ontology annotation, cellular component: cytoplasm. Bases 1 to 249 code for a protein of 82 amino acids. The transcript is spliced from 3 exons. Gene Ontology annotation, molecular function: phosphatidylinositol transfer activity; phosphatidylcholine intramembrane carrier activity; phosphatidylcholine binding.